Messenger RNA from Oryza brachyantha (malo sina), 1591 nucleotides. Its product is annotated as probable bifunctional methylthioribulose-1-phosphate dehydratase/enolase-phosphatase E1. The record is from RefSeq and is a predicted model, not a curated record. The transcript has 6 exons. The coding region runs from base 527 to 1429 and encodes 300 amino acids. NCBI's taxonomy places the organism in Eukaryota, Viridiplantae, Streptophyta, Magnoliopsida, Poales, Poaceae. Gene Ontology annotation, molecular function: acireductone synthase activity; magnesium ion binding.
GAUUACCCAGGAACUGAAAAGGGGUUCUUAGUCAGAUGUAGAAUGCAGGCUGCAUCUGCUGAUGGAUGACAAAAGAUUGAUACAUACCUCAGUAGAUAACCCCCUGGAACUGAAGGAGUUCUGGCAUUGGCCUUCUGUUCUCCCGUGACUUGUCUUCUGCGCGCCAUCAUUGAUCACCACCGCAACAAGAAGAUGAUACACCCCCAAAGGCCAAAGCAUGGGACAACAUGAAAAGGCUUCUACGAGAAUGAUGAGAAACUGAAACAUUAGCUUUGAUUCAUCCAAUUACAUUCUGACAUUUUGAAGGCAGCAAUGCGACGUGCUUGUGGUUUGGUUACCAGAUGAUGGGGUGUGUGAAUGAAAUGAUGACCGAAAUCUCAAAUCUGGGUGGUGGGGCGGGGGGUCAGUGGUCACAGUCGCGCGCGAAUAUGCCCAUAUAUAUCCAAUCCAUUUAUCUAUCCAUUCCAUUUCGCCGUUCUCUUCCAUUCAACAAUAUUAUUCCAUCCGACCCCGAGUGUAGCAUGCCAUGCAAAUGCAAAUGCAGGCUACCAGCAUUUUCAGCAGCAGCCGGGCCUGGACGUCGUGGCGCCAUUCUGUCCCACCAUUCGGCGACGGAAAUAACAAGCAUGGCCGCCCCGGACGACGCCGAGCAGCGAGGGCCAUGGCCGCAUCCGAGCUUCCUGACCUGAGCCCAAUACGACGCGUGGUGCUGGACAUCGAGGGCACAACGACGCCCAUCUCGUUCGUGGCGGACGUGCUCUUUCCCUACGCCCGCGACAAUGUCCGCAGUCACCUCGCCGCCACUUACGGCAGCAGCGAGGAGACGCGCGCAGACGUGGCCCUGCUGCGCGCGCAGGUGGAGGAGGACCUCGCGCAGGGGGUCGACGGCGCCGUCCCGAUCCCGGCGGAUGGGGAAGGAGUAGCCGUGGUGGUGGAGGCCCUUGCGGUCAACGUGGAGGCCAUGAUCCGCGCGGACAGGAAGGUGACGGCGCUGAAGCAGCUGCAGGGGCGCAUCUGGCGGCGCGGCUUCCACAGCGGCGAGCUGCGGAGCGAGGUGUACGACGACGCGGCGGAGGCGCUGCGGCGGUGGCGUGCCAAGGCCUACAUCUACUCCAGCGGCAGCCGGGAGGCCCAGCGCCUCAUCUUCGCCAACACCGCUGCACACGGCGAUAUCCGCGACCACCUCUGCGGAUUCUUCGAUACCACAAUAGGGCCCAAGCGCGAGGUUAGCAGCUACUACGAGAUCUGGCAGACGCUGGGCACAGACCGCCCCUCCCAGAUCCUCUUCUUGACAGACGUCUACCAAGAAGCCACUGCUGCAAAGGCUGCAGGUCUUGAGGUGCUAAUAUCUAUCAGACCUGGAAACGCACCGCUCCCUGAUAAUCAUGGCUUUCCCACAAUCACAUCAUUCGCUCAAAUCUCCAUCUGAACCUAGCCACCAAUACCUUGUUUCCUACUGUACAAUCUGAUCUGAGCAAUAUUAGCAUAGCGCAUUCAGCAAAUCGUUAGGUUUACGGCAGACACCAGCUGGCGUGUAAAUAAACAUGUAAUGGUCUCAAGCUAUUACUAUCAAGUUUCCAUUCCAUCCAAA